Messenger RNA from Poecilia reticulata (guppy), 930 nucleotides. The record is from RefSeq and is a predicted model, not a curated record. NCBI's taxonomy places the organism in Eukaryota, Metazoa, Chordata, Actinopteri, Cyprinodontiformes, Poeciliidae.
AAGCACAAGACUCACUCUCACCACACAAUAGGACAGAGACAUAAUCUUUGGCUUCAAAACAUUCAAAUCUUACAAGAUUUAAUUUCAGUUAUAUGUUAAAGAAACUUAAAGACUUCUAGUCAACUGAUGAUGGAUCUGAAGUUAUGGCUCUCAAUUCUGAUGGUUUGUGAGAUGGCUGAAUCUAUAGGCUCGGGCGAGAACUGGCUCAUAUCUGUACCAUCAAGAAUCUCUGUUCUUGAAAGCUCAUGUGUGGUAAUUCCCUGUGAGUACGAUUACCCCAUGAAAGGUAACCUGUGGAAAAAGUGGCGGGGAUACUGGACAAGAAAUGACGAGACUGUCGCAUCAAAUGACCCCAAAUUCAAACUAACGCAGGAGUUCAAUGGGCGAUCCAGAAUUACAGGAACCAUUGAAAGUAACAUCUGCACCUGGCAGCUGGAUGACGUCAGAGAAACCGACACUGGUCCGUUUUACUUGACUAUUGAAAUUCCAAGACAUUCAAAGUUCACCUUUUCAAGAGAUACGGUGACCCUUGAUGUCUUCCGAGUUCCUGAGCCUCCAGUGAUGACUGUUUCAGUAAGUAAUCAUGUAUCUGCCACCUGCAAAGUUAUUCAUGCCUGUCCAUCAUCUCCUCCCAAAUUCUCCUGGAGUCACCCCGGAAUGACCAAAACGAGUUCCAAAAAUCUGAAAAAAGGGUUGUGGUCAACAAUGUCGACCCUCACCUUCACCCCUGAAGAAGCCGACUUCAACAAGCCUUUAAACUGCAAGGUGAAUUUCAAUGACAAGAAGACUACAGAGGGCUCUAUGCUUCUCGUCAAGAAGAGUACCUAGUUAAACUAAGCAUGAAAUACUAAAUUAAAGCAAUAUUUUUAGAGCUAUCUGCCAUAAUGACAAAGUGAUUUUGCAGAAAACGCUUUGAUUUAGUAAAACUUU